Rangifer tarandus platyrhynchus (Svalbard reindeer) is the source of this 948-nucleotide messenger RNA. The record is from the annotation of a GenBank genome assembly. Lineage: Eukaryota; Metazoa; Chordata; Mammalia; Artiodactyla; Cervidae.
AUGGAAGAAGAAAAUGAGACAUUAACAACAGAUUUUGUUCUCUCAGGACUCUUCCCCAAUAUGAACUAUGUCAGUAUUCUUAUCUACAUUAUCAUCUUAAUUUAUCUUGCUGCAGUAACUGGAAACUUCUUCCUGCUCCUCCUGAUAUGGAUGGACUUGAGUCUCCACACUCCGAUGUACUUUCUGCUUAGCCAGCUUUCUCUCAUAGACCUGGCCCUCAUUAGCAGCACUGUCCCAAAGAUGAUGGUAAACUUUUUCUCUGGAAGGAAAGACAUCACUCGGGCAGCCUGUGGAACCCAGGUAUUUUUCUUUUUUACUCUUGGGGGUGCUGAAUGUAUCCUCUUGACUCUCAUGGCCUAUGACCGAUAUGUAGCUGUCUGUAACCCCUUGAGAUAUGCAGUCAUUAUAAACCAUGGCGUCUGUCUGCAAAUGGUCAUAGUGUCUUGGACUGGGGGAGUUUUAGCUUCCACAGCCCACACAUUCUAUACUAUGAGCCUGCCUAUCUGUGGCUCCAGAGAAAUCCAACAUUUCUUCUGUGAGAUGCCAGCAAUCAUGAAGAUCUCAUGCAAAGACACUUCUAUCUAUGAAGUAGUGGUCUUUGUGAUGGGCAUUUGUUUCAUCAUCAUCCCUUUUGGAUUUAUUAUGGCUUCCUACAUGCUCAUCUUCCACACAGUCCUUCAUAUGAAAUCCCCCCAAGGCAGGAGCAAAGCUUUGGCCAUCUGCUUCUCCCAUCUUACAGUGGUAAGCUUUUAUCUAGGACCAUGUGUUUAUAUGUACAUGACACCUGGUUCUUCUCAUACCCCUGAUCAGGAGCAGGCUGUGUCUGUAUUUUGCACUGUGCUCACACCCAUGCUCAAUCCAUUCAUCUAUAGCUUGAGAAACAAAGAUGUUUUGGGGGCUUUUCAGAAUGUCCUGAGGAAGCAUCCAGUCUUUAAAUGGACCACAUAA